Stomoxys calcitrans (stable fly) is the source of this 1554-nucleotide messenger RNA. RefSeq names its product probable asparagine--tRNA ligase, mitochondrial (gene AsnRS-m). Gene Ontology annotation, biological process: asparaginyl-tRNA aminoacylation. The transcript is spliced from 4 exons. Gene Ontology annotation, molecular function: nucleic acid binding; asparagine-tRNA ligase activity; ATP binding. Gene Ontology annotation, cellular component: mitochondrion. The record is from RefSeq and is a predicted model, not a curated record. The coding region runs from base 113 to 1498 and encodes 461 amino acids. Lineage: Eukaryota; Metazoa; Arthropoda; Insecta; Diptera; Muscidae.
UUAUUGUACCCGGCACACCAAAUAGCCGGUGUAAACAUUAUGCAGCUGUUUAAUAUCUUAGAAAAAGUUAGAAGUGUAGUUAAGUAUUAAAUUUAAGAAAUCAUCAAUAAAAAUGUUACAAGCCCGACGAUUUUGCAGUUCAUUUCAUCGAAUAGACAAUAUAGGCAAAACCAGUCAGCCCGGUGAUGCUUUGGGAGUGAGAGGAUGGAUAAAAAAUAUACGAAAACUGAAAAAUAAUAUUUUCCUGGAUGUCAAUGACGGUUCGACAGCACAGAAAUUUCAAGUGGUGGUACCAAAGAAUGAAAAAACAAAGGCGUUGACACCAGGAAGCUUAAUAAAAGCUUCGGGGAAUGUACAACUUGCGCCCCACGGUCAUUACGAGUUGCAUGCGGAAGAUGUAAACAUAAUAGCCGAUGGCAACUUGACAAAGGGGUUUCCAUUUUCACCAAAGCAACAACACGCUCCUGAUUAUGUAAGGGAUUUCUUACACUUGCGAUCCCGCGUGGACUAUGUUGCAGCCGCUAUGCGCCUUAGGCACAAAGCACAAAAAGCUUUGCAUGACUUUAUGGAUAGUAACGAAUUCGUGCAAAUUCACACACCAAUAAUGACCAUGAAUGAUUGUGAAGGAGCUGGAGAGGUUUUUACUGUACGUCCUGAUUCUGAGGAUUUGCUUAAGCAAAUGUCACGACCGGGUAUACCAGUGGAUGAGAGUUAUUUUGAUUCAAAAGUUUUUCUUACAGUAUCGGGACAGUUGCAUUUAGAAGCCAUGUCUUACGGCUUGGGAAACACUUACUGUUUUGGACCAGCAUUUAGAGCAGAGAAUUGCAAGUCGCCUUUGCAUUUGUCAGAAUUUUACAUGUUUGAGGCUGAAUUGGUCCAUAUGGAAGAUAUAUAUAAACUGUGUUCAUUUGUAGAAAACAUGAUAAAAACUGUAUCACAGCUAAUUUCUAAUAACUGUACCGAAGACCUGGAAUUUUGCCAAAAAAUAUCCUUGGGCGAAAAGGGUAAACUUGAUUGGCUACAAAAAGAUUGGGUUAUAUUGCAAUAUACAGAAGCCCUAGAUAUCGUUUCAAAAAAUAAGAAACACUUCAAAACUGCUGUUAAGCCCGACGAGGGAUUUUCUAAAGAACAAGAACUGUUUUUGGUUGACCAUUUCAAAUCGCCAGUUUUUGUGGUGGAUUGGCCAGCAAAUCAAAAACCUUUCUACAUGAAACAAUCUCGUUCCAACCCUUCUGUAGUUCAUGCUUUAGAUUUAUUAAUGCCAUCUGUAGGAGAGUUAUGUGGUGGCAGCCUACGUGAAAGUGAUGAAGAAAUCUUGAGAAAUCAUCCGCAUGUCCCAGAAAAUUUAGAAUGGUAUAUGGAAUUAAGAAAAUACGGCGGAGUUUCUACUGGUGGAUUUGGCAUGGGAUUUGAACGUUACUUACAAUUGUUAUCAGGUAUUAAAAAUAUUCGCGAUGUCAUACCGUUUCCUAGGUAUCCCCAUAAUUGCAAAAUGUAAAAAUAUUGACUUUACAUUUAGGUAAAAAAAACGUUUUGUAUUAAAAUAUAAAUGAA